GUAUCACAACUGUCCUGACAAUGACCACCCUCAGCACGAUCGCUCGCAAAUCCCUCCCCAAGGUCUCUUAUGUGACAGCAAUGGAUCUUUUUGUAUCAGUUUGCUUUAUUUUUGUUUUUUCUGCCCUGGUGGAGUACGGGACUCUUCACUAUUUUGUCAGUAACAGAAAACCAAGCAAGGAUAAAGACAAAAAGAAGAAAAACCCUGUAUGUAUUUUUAUUACUACACCAACUGAUAACCCAUAUUUUAAUUAUGUUUCCCAGAAAUGAGCAUUUUGUUGUCCUGUAGCUGUAUUAGAAGUGGAAACCAUAGAAGGUUUGCUUGAUGACCAGGGAAGGGAAAGGAAGGAAAUGGCUGAUCAGGUUCACAUGAUCCUUUUUUAUAUCGGGGUUGACUUUGAUAGCCAGAUUCCAGAAGAGUAUCAAAUAUAUCAAGACAAAAUCUGACAAAUAGCUAUACAUUGGUCCACUUCAAAUCUCACAGUUAAAGGAAACUUAACUGUUAGUGACAAGAGAAUCGACCACUUUUAUUUGGUCCAUUUUCUGCUCAUAUGCAUAUCUUCUAUUGUGUUUAAUUGCUGUAACCACGGGAACAAACUAAAUCCUAGGUACACUUUGUGGGAGCAAGCUGCAUUGAAUUCCAGCACAGGAUUGGGCUGCAUGUAACAUUUAAAAUUAAUCUGCCUGGAAUUAUGGUCCCUCUCUUUUGGAGCAUGUAUUUUCAACAACUAGCUCAUUUGGUGAUGGCUUGUGAACUCUGAGGCUGUGGUCAAACUGCUUUGAAGCCCAGUCACAGAGAAUAGUUCUGAUUGAUUGAAAAUAACAGGGCAAAUCAAGACUGUAAAUGUGUGUUCCACAUCUUUUGGAAUUGUGUCUACAGAUACAUGGGUGGUGGUGGUUAGAAGGCAGGCCUGUAACGUGGGUCAUCUGAGGAAUGUGACCCACUGCCUUUAUGGGUGUCCUUGGACUCCUUGCUAAUAUUGAAAGAUGGCAGCAGGGAAGUUACCUCAAGAUGAUCUACCUGUACCCAUACCUCACUGAUCCUAUAAUCCUGUUGAAUCUUAGAAGCAUUGUAUUAAGGACAGAAGGAAGGUCGAGAGUAUGGACAUUACUAAUCUGAAUUUCAAAAUAUGAAUUUCUUCUUGUAUCUCUUCCCCCCGCCACUUUAUUCCCAUCUCUUUUCUUUUUACUGCCUGCAUUUUCUCCCUUCUCUCUUUUCUACCACUUACUAUUAUAAGUUAUUUAUUUUAUAGGGUGUUCUAUUAGCACAGUGCUGUCCCUCCUCCCUUUUGAUGCUGUUGUCUUAAUUUGUGUAAUCUGCAUUGAAAUCAUUGCUAAAAGGCAAUAUAGAAAUCUCUUAAACAAAUAGUUUAAGAACCAAGAGAUACUUCUACAAUCUGCAAUCCUUGUUCACCAUAUUGUGAACUAGGAAGGUAAAAGGGUAGAAAUUAAUGCCUAUAGGCCUUGAGGACGAACAUUAUCUACUCAAGACUAGUGGGUCUUUCCCCUUAGUUAGAGGAGCAGAAAAGAAAAUGGUAGUAUUUGACUGUCUUACUCACAGUAUGUUUGCCUAUCCAUGGAAAUAACUCAGAACAAACCACAGAACCCUGAACUGUCAAUCUAUUUUAAAUUGGAUUUCCAAGUUUUGUUAACUCAGAUCCUUCUUUACAUGUUAAUCGCUUUUAAAGUUCUUAUAGAAAAUUCUAUCUUAAAUCCUUUUUCUAUUUCUAUUUCUUUUGACUUGCUAUAGUUUAGAAAAGUAACUUUAAUUUAUGCUACUUUUUGUCUCCUUUCCCCCCCUCUACCUUUCUUUAAUUUAAAACCUCUGAUUCUUUCUUUUUCUGUCUACAAAACCAAAGCUUCUUCGGAUGUUUUCAUUCAAGGUAUAAUAUUUUUGGUAUAGAAAUCCACUGCAUGUGACUGCUGAAUUGAACAACUAUAGCUUCAAUAAAGGCUUGUUAGAUAUUUAUGCAUUCUACUUGAAGCAACCUUGCAGUGAAGUAGAAUGGCUAAUAUGUAGAUAUUAACAUGAAGUUGAUUCAGCAGCCCAAACACUAAUUCACUACUGUUUUGAACUUAUGAUAAGUUCAAUGGAUUUUAACAUGUUUGGAUCGCAUGCAUGAAGAGAGCCUAGUAGUAUAUCCAAAGCAUUCGUGCUGCUCUCUUUUUUAGUUAUUCAUGGGAUCCAAUCCACUAGCUACACCAAGAAUCCACAAAAACCCUUUUAGAACUCAGUUCUGACUCUUAAUGAUCUCAUUUAAAGAUAUGCAAGCUUCAAAUCUCUCAAAGAUCUGCAAUGAACAAUCAGAUGCCAUUGGAAUGGUGCCAAUAUUGUUCUUACACAAACUCUCAGAGUUUUGAAAGGGUAUAAAUUGCUUACAUUCGAUGCUGUCCCCAGCUCUUCAGAUCAUUUGCUAUCCAAAAUGGCAAAUACAGGUAGCUGUAUAACAACUUCAAACAUCCCUCAUUCUGAAAUGCAGAUAUUUAGUUCUUCUGGGUGAUUUUUUUUUCAAAAAAAAAAAAAAAAGGCAGGUGGGAGCCAAAAUCAGAGCUUUAUUAAAAUUAUAAUUUUACUUUGUUUCAAACAAUUUUCUGACUCCAGCCUUAAUUUUAACAAUUCACUCUUUUUGAUCAUUUGUGUGCCAGCUGCUGUUUUUUGUGCAGUAUGUUCACCAAAGGAUCAAAAGAGUUUGUCAGUAAAACAUGAUUCAAGUGAUUCUACAUGUACAGCUGCUGUAUACUGUGUUGACAUUAUGAAGCUUUUAGUCAAUGGACCAUUAUUAAUCAAGAGCUGCAUGUUGUCAGGAGUGCUUCAUAGCAGAGAUCAUUAUAGAGCCCCACCUAACCUAUAUUCAAAUAAUUCUUAUGUGGCAUCCUCUUCCCCUUAACCAAUUUAAGUUACCUAGCCAUGCAGGAACAUAAAGCAUUAUUUUUCAAGAAUUCUGCAUUUAAAUUAUCUCUCCCCCCCCCCAAUUUAAUAGUGAUCUGGGGCGGGGGAUAGAAAAUUGUGAUUGCCUUCUUAUAUGAAGCAGUCACUUAAACAAAUCUCAGCACUUUUUAUUCUGCAUUCCUAUUUGGAAUUAAACCCUACCAAACCGAUGCUGUUAAGUAAAAUGGGAAUUUAAAGACGAAGUGUUGAAUUGUUGCUUUGAGAAAGUUCCAGAUUAAAGGUUCAUCAUUGUAACAUAUCUAAGCAUCAUGGCUCCCUCAUUCUGACAUUAUGUAGAGCAACCGAUUUUGAUGGAUCAAAUGUUAGUUGAAACAGAACACUGUAGCAACGAGCAAAUCACUCAUUCUCCCCUCUGCCCCUUCUUGCUGCUCGUUUGUCCUAGGCACCUACAAUCGAUAUCCGCCCCAGGUCAGCUACCAUCCAAAUGAACAAUGCCACACACCUCCAAGAACGGGACGAAGAAUAUGGAUAUGAAUGUCUCGAUGGCAAGGACUGCGCAAGUUUCUUCUGCUGCUUUGAGGAUUGCCGAACGGGAGCCUGGCGGCAUGGAAGGAUACACAUCCGCAUUGCCAAAAUGGACUCAUACGCCCGUAUAUUUUUCCCAACUGCAUUCUGUUUGUUUAAUCUGGUCUACUGGGUGUCCUACCUUUACCUUUAA
Messenger RNA from Podarcis lilfordi (Lilford's wall lizard), 3607 nucleotides. The record is from the annotation of a GenBank genome assembly. NCBI's taxonomy places the organism in Eukaryota, Metazoa, Chordata, Lepidosauria, Squamata, Lacertidae.